CAAACCUAACCAAACCUCCAAGGUCUGGCGCUCAUGUCAUGAAGUUGGGCCUCCCAAAUAUCGCAUGGAUGCUCGACAGUUGGGUAUCCAUACAAGGCAGCAGAGAGUACCCGGCCGCUGCCCGCGCUGCCAAGAAUCGUUAGGCCUCUCAAGGGUCCUGCGACGUUAGCUGCAUGCCGGUGCUUUACCAGACGCCACUUUCUAGACCGGACGAGAGCUAUCGUGGCCCCGUGGCCAAGAUGCACUCGAGCUUCACGAUCGGUGGCUGCCGCUGAUAAAUCUCGCCCAUUAAGCCUCCGAUUUGCUUGGCACUCUACGCUCAGACAUUGACAAUAAAGUCGCCGAUGGCUUCUAGAAUUGGCAGAUGCUGAAUUUAGAGCCUUGCCGAUCAAAGGCGGAAUUAAAGGUUCCAUGAACUUUAUUUGGCGGACGAAUGAUUCGUGCUGUUCCUGCGCAAGCGAACCGGUCACAAUCGACCCAGAACCUCCCCUCAGACUCAUCGCGGGGGGAAGUGAUCACCCCUUGUUGUGAUCUUCCUGAGGAUUCCCAUUGUCCUCAAAAGCGUAGAUCUCAGACCGAUGCAGCAUUUAAACGGGAAGCGUUGCGGCGUCCGGCAAAGCACGCGGGGGCGGGAAGGGUAUGGCGUCGGAUGCUCUCAGUGGCUUGCUUGGCCUGGGCAAUUAGCCAGGUUUCUGGUUUGCCGCACCUGUCAGAGCGAGUCGCCCAUCACCAUCUGGACCGAAAGCGGCCGAGUGGCAGCCGGAUGGUGCUGGAUUGGCAGUCUCAUUACCCCGGAUUUUCCAGCCCGCCGGGGAAAAGAAUGCCAGGGCCAUGUGGUUUUGGGUCGUGGUUUGCCGCUUUUGAGGAUGUCAUUUGGGUGGCUGCAGGGACACGAGGUCGGUGCUUGACUCCGAAUACUUGAUUGAGUCUUGGGGAGCUGGAGAGGGUUACAUUGAUAACGUCCAGUUCCUCCUGUCAAUUCUAGAACUUCUGUCUCUGGGUGGCGUUGGACGAGAGGAGAGGAGAGGAGAGGGUCGCUUUUCAUGUGAAGGAAAGUCACCUGCUGUAGACGAGCGGGGGCGUGGAUUCGCAUUUGUUCUGCACCAAACGGGGAAAAAGACUCAUACUGUAUGGUGACUGUGCGAUAAUGGAUAAUCAGGAUGGCAAACACAGUAUGAAUCCACCGGGCUCCAUACCCCGAUUCUCCAUCCCACCGCAAAAGCUCUCAGUUACCCCUGCAAAUUCAUCCCAUGGUCCCAUUCUCAUCCCCCCAAAUCUCCAGCUCUCCGCAAAACAAGGAGCAGCGGUUACAAAAUUCUUUCAGGGCACAUUUCUGAUGCUCUCAGUGCUACUACUUGCAGACCAGCGCCCGUAACCCCGCAGGCUAGCAAAAGGUAGCUUUGCCCAGACUCGGGCAAGUGUCGUAGCCAGGGCCAGGGAUCCAUGAUUGUCGUGGAUGCUGAAAGAUCACGAUGGUGUGUAGUAAGUGACGAGACUGGCAAGGAGGGACCUUCUGUUAGACGGUAGACCGAACCAUGACGCCCCAGAGACGCACGAGGCAUCAAUUUUGAUCCCUUCCAUUUCUUCUUUUUCCCCUUCUUCUCCCCCCCCUCACACGUCUUGGUCCUACUCAUAAUCCUGCUCCUGGCCUCAAUUUUGCCUUUUAAACUUUGACCAUUGUCUCUUGUUUGAUUAUAUCGUCAUAUUUCGCCCUAGCCAACGUUCGUGACCAUCUAUCUCCCUGGACUACUGCUUGUUAAAUAUCACUACCGAUCUCCCGCCUCCGCUUCAAUUUCUCCCCAGAUCCUCGGCUCCUUGUGGAUUUUAUUUCCCCCUCUUACUUCCCCCACACGCAGAUCAGUUAUUCAAUUCAAAAUAGUCAGUCAACGGCUUGUUUUGCUUCAAUAUAGCAUUCAGCAACUGGUUUUGUGCUGAGACUGUAAAUCUCGAAACGCCUCUCACCAAUACCCGCAAAGCUCAUGCGCCACCAUCUCAAUUCCUGGAUGGAAACCGCAUGAUUGACUUUGUGAUCCUUCGAUCAUCUAUAUUCGUCACCACAUAACAGCCACGAUGUUGCUGUACACCAGACUUGCACCACCCAAGGUCCCUAAGAAGCGCUCGCGCGCAGGAUGCAGUUAUUGUAAAGAAAAGAAGAAGAAAUGUGACGAGAUUCGACCUGCAUGCGCCCGAUGCCAAGAACGUGGCCAGGAGUGCAAUUACGAACCUGUCCGACCUCGUCAGAGGCGUAAGCGUGAAGCAACUGUUCCCUGCUCGCCAUUUGACACAAACUCUUCCUCGAGCUCGGACAGGGCAACUCAUGUUUUGGAUAUCCAUGCCACCUCCGAAUGGAACGACGAUGCGCAUGAUAGAUCAGCUGACGAAGACUCACUCGACGACACUCCUGUUACGACCCAGGCUCCAAUACCCAACACUUCUCUCGUCAAUCGUACUGCCAGCAUAUCCACAACUGACCCUUCUGACUGGGCGGCCGCGGACCUUCCUAUAAUUUCACCUCUCGACUCGGUUGAUUUCCAACUGCCCCCGUUCGAUGAUUCCAAGUAUGUCGUUCAACACAUUGAGAACGGAGAGGAGGAUAUCGAAGAGAUUGUUCGCCGGGAGUCCAUCACCAUCAAUAUUCCAACAACAACGUAUGCCAGCACAUACGCAGCCGCAUACGCCACCCCUAGCCCUUCACUCGCUAUGAUCGCGCCUAUCCCCACACAAUCUCCUCGACUUGAGUUCUGCGCUCCGGUAUUCACAGAGUUCUCCGAACGUACCAACCGACGUGCACUUGUUGACCAUUUCUGCAACGUUCUGUCGCAUCUCAUCGUCUUCCGUGAAGAGAGUGGCAAUCCUUUCCAGCAGCUUGUUCUUCCCUUGUGCCAUGAGAGCCCUGCUGUCACCAACGCUGUUUAUGCUCUAGCGAGUGCUCAUCUCGAGUACCGUGGGGUUGAAAACGACGAGAAGAGUGUCUAUUUUCACAACAAGGCUAUUCAGGGUCUGGCGCGGCUGAUUCAGAAGGGCUCAAGCGCAAACCGAAACGAGUUGUUAGCUGCCAUCAUGCUUUUGGUGUAUUAUGAAGUCCUGGUACAAAAGGGUAGGUCCAAUAUCGUGGAUGGCCAUCUCAAAGGCGCCAUGACCAUCAUGAGCAACAAUGGAACUGCCACUGACCCAACUGGCGUUUUCCUGGAGCGGGCAUUCCGUUUCUAUGAUGUUAUUGCGGCACUGUCAUUUGGCACUGCUCCUCUCUCUAGUGCUCCAGGCACAAAUUAUCUUACACCUUUCCCUCCUCUUGAUUCUUGUGGCGCCACAUCCCCCUUGGGCAGUGUCGACACUCUGCUGGGCAUGGCCACUUCUUUGUGGCCAAUCAUCCAUCGACUCUCCAACCUCUUGGCACUCAAGGAUCAGCUUGAUGUUGCUGUCGCAAACGAAGAGGUUUCCAAGGUUGCUGUCCUCCGAACUGAGUUUGAGACCUCGGCAACGGCUAUCGAGGCGGCGUUGGAGGACUGGCAUCCUGCCGUCCCCGAAAACUCUGUUCUGAACCAAAAUCCUGAGGAGUUGAGCCCUGAGCAAACUGCAGAAAGGAGCCGUCUGCAGAGUAUUCUCAGUAACGCUUUGUCUUAUCGCCACUCUGCUUUCGUCUACCUUUACCGGACCAUUUACAGCUACCCAAGAAGACACCCACUCGUACAGCGCCAUGCCCAUAUCAGUCUGACCCAUUGUGUCGGAACAGUCAGCAAUACUGGUCCCAUGAGUGCUCUUCUCUGGCCACUGUUUGUUGCUGCUUGCGAGGCCAUUACACUAGCUGAUCGUGAACUUGCCCGCCAGGCAUUCAUUGCUAUCAACCGCCGGCAAGGCAUGACAAAUAUUGACCGCGCAUGGACUAUCGCACAAGAAGUCUGGCGACGUGCGGACAAGGCCGACAUGCUUCAGCAGCAAGAAGAGGCGAUGAUGAUGGGUGUCAGGAGUGGGGGUGAUCUCUGGAGAAGAGUGAGUGCCGAUAUGGGCGUAACUAUCGUUUUUGGAUAGGAAAGAAAAGGAAAAUACGGACGAGUCAUACGAUAGCGACGACAGCGAACUGGCGAUACCCGUUCAGCAAUCAUUCACAGCUGGAUAUUAUUGGAGUUGAAAAGGAAUGGGAAGCGUAGUGAUAUAUACAUAUUUUGGAAUGGUUGGGAGCACUUGGAUUUGCUUAGGUGGCAUUAUGUGGUGAUUUUAGGGACGGUUAUCUGAAUGGAACUCGACUGUAUCUGUAUGGUAUAUAUGAACGCGAUGAGAUGUAUUUUACAAUGAAGCAUGAAGAGAAUAUGUGGAUGUUGACAGCUGCUUGUCUGUUUACUUACCCACUUGACGUCCUAGA
Fusarium verticillioides 7600 is the source of this 4360-nucleotide messenger RNA. RefSeq lists its product as hypothetical. Gene Ontology annotation, cellular component: nucleus. Gene Ontology annotation, biological process: positive regulation of transcription by RNA polymerase II. The transcript has 7 exons. Lineage: Eukaryota; Fungi; Ascomycota; Sordariomycetes; Hypocreales; Nectriaceae. Gene Ontology annotation, molecular function: transcription cis-regulatory region binding; DNA-binding transcription factor activity, RNA polymerase II-specific; zinc ion binding. The record is from RefSeq and is a predicted model, not a curated record. Bases 2071 to 4029 code for a protein of 652 amino acids.